Peronospora matthiolae is the source of this 534-nucleotide messenger RNA. The record is from the annotation of a GenBank genome assembly. Lineage: Eukaryota; Oomycota; Peronosporomycetes; Peronosporales; Peronosporaceae.
AUGUGCCGCGUCGUACUGCUCAACCAGACCCAGUACGUCAACCAUCAGUUGGGAGCGGGGCCAUCAAGUAUCCCAGGACGGGGGAUAGCCGCGCCAUCGGACGAGAUAACUCGUCUGAUCACGUCGCGGUGGUUCAACAGCCGCUCAACUAUAAUGGAGGUGGAGGAGGAGGGAAGACGAUCUCCACACAAUCGUGGGGAAGCGUGUGUUCCCGAGAGCUUCUUUGAUCGCGUAACGCAAGGGUUACGCGGCGAUCUCGAACAUGAGCGGGACAGGCGUCUCCAACUGGCGGACACUGUCUCGAGGCAUCGAGCUGAGUUCGCCUUUGCUCAGCUUGAGAACGAGAGAGCUCUGAAGUCUCUGCGUGACGAGCUAAGGGUAGCUCGUGGGGAUGUUGAGCGGUCUCGGGAUGAGAUAACUGCUCUUCAGACCCUUGUCGAUGGCCACCAUCGGGAGCACAAGGCUCUCUGCGAGAUGCUUGAGCGCAAGGGCGGUCUUCAUCGGAAGAAGCAGCGUACUGAUGGAAAGGCUUAA